This is a messenger RNA of Pecten maximus, 2606 nucleotides long. Its product is annotated as protein rolling stone-like. The coding region runs from base 208 to 1179 and encodes 323 amino acids. Gene Ontology annotation, cellular component: membrane. The record is from RefSeq and is a predicted model, not a curated record. Lineage: Eukaryota; Metazoa; Mollusca; Bivalvia; Pectinida; Pectinidae. The transcript has 2 exons.
ACAGACGACAACCGAUCAUGUUUCAUUCCACUGCCACCAGGUUGAAUGACAGCCAUGCCCAUUAAGCCGGCGACGUUUUUUAAUUGUUCAUGCAACAAGUCCAUUGAACCUGAACCAUCCUAUGUGGAGUUGUGUACUUGAUUUUUCCGUAUGGCGAUCGUUUGUAACCUUGAGUAACCCUGCCAACAGGAAGCGGGUGGUAAAGAGAUGCCUUCCUGCUGCCAGCAUCUGUGUCGAGAGUUCGAGCUGAGGAACCUUGGCUUCGGAGGAGUGCACCCGAACACAUUCACGCGCUUCCACUUCCCAUGGCCUCCCGUGUUGUACGUGGUGUACCGAGUGGUCCUCGCCCUGUAUGCCUUGUUCUGGCUGCUGGCUACCGGAAUGGAGUUCACGGCCAUUACAGCCAAAAAUGACCGGAUCCACGCCUGGCCCGUGUACCUGUCUCACUGGGCCUACGUGGUACUCACUCUCUACUUGCUCUUGUACGCAGUGGCCGUGUCCUUCCACGUGUGUCGCCGACCUAAAUUCUACUGGAGAGUUCCAUCGAGUGAUAGUGAAACGCACACCCCGCAAGAAACUUUUUCUGCAGAAAUGAUCAACUCGGAUAAAGGUUGUUCCGAACUGAGGAAUACAGAACAUCCUCUUAGUUUUAUCAGCCUUCAUCUCCUAGACGGAAAACAUUGCAGUGGUACUUUCAAAAUCACGUGGGCCCUGUACGUUGUGGCCACUGACGCCGCGGCUUUAGUCAUGCUGGUUUUCUUCGUAUUCCUGUGGCCGAGGUUGAGUAAGGAGGAAGGUAUUAGCAACAUGAACCUUCAGACCCACGCCAUCAAUUUCGUUAUAGUCGGCCUAGAUCAUGUGCUUGGUUCGAUACCAGUACGACUGAUGCAUGUUGUGUACAGUGUGAUUCUGGGUCUGUUGUACCUAACAUUUACCCUGGUUCUCUACUGGACCGGUGACGUCAGACCCGUCUAUCCAUUCAUCUUAGACUGGGCACACAAUUGGCAGACGUCACUCGUGACGUCAGCAUUAUUGACGUUUUUAGGCGUGCCUCUCAUACAUACGUUUUUCUUUAUCAUGUUUAAGUUAAAGGAAUGUAUUAGUGACAGAGUGAAACAUUACCUCGCCGAGAGAGAACGUCGUAAACGAGUCAGCAAAGAACCCGUUACAGUGUUGUAGUGUUACUUAAACAACCACGCAUCGUAUACUGUAGGGGCCGCGGUGGCCGAGUGGUUAAGGUGUCCCGACACUUUAUCACUAGCCCUCCACUUCCGGGUUGCGAGUUCGAAACCUACGUACGUGGGGCAGUUGCCAGGUACUGACCGUAGGCCGGUGGUUUUUCUCCGGGUACUCCGGCUUUCCUCCAUCUCUAAAACCUGGCACGUCCUUAUAUAAGCCUGGCUGUUAAUAGGACGUUAAUCAAAAACAAACAAACAAAGUACACUGUAACAAGUUACCGUGUAGAAGUGUCAUUGAAACAACCACGCAUGAUAUGCCGUGGCACGGGAAGGAUGUCAUAAUUAAAUAUCUAGGCAAAAUUAUUUCUGCCUAGGCAAAAAUCGAAUAUUGCUUAGGCAAAAAUAUUUCUGCCUAGGCAAUAUUCGAUUUUUGCCUAGGCAAAAAUAAUUUUGUUUCGAUUAUUGCCUAGUAACAAGUUUCAGAGUGAAAUCAGGAUUUUUUCUCUUUUUGAUUACCGGAAAAGUUAUGUGGAACUGUUAUAUCGUGUUACGUGUUCCUUGCUUGAGUGAAUCCAUUUCAAGGAAGCGUUUAAGAUGAUUAUUCACAUACCUCAUAUCAUAUACGAAUGUUAAACCAGGACUUCAUUCAUGUCCGAUCGUUUAACCGGAUAUUCCAGUUAUGUAAUAUUGUCUUGACGCAGUGCCUAUUACCUGACCAGUAAUAGAAAUUUUGUGGUUUACACGUGCAUUGUAGAAAAUAUAUGAAUUACACGUGCCUUAAUAAACUGGACACGAUUUAUAAUUUGUGUUUUAAUUGCAGUUACUCCCCCUAGUUCACAGUCUCUAGAAAACCUUACAUCCCAGUGAAUUCUCGUAAUUUAACUUUUCAAAAUCACAAAACACUUUCGUGAUGAAGCGUGGGCAACAAGACGUAUUGAUCAAACACAAGGAGGACAAGAUGAAGAACAAAUUUAUCACCCGUUGUUGGGGAUGAGACCGGUAUAUUAUGAGUCGCCGAGAAAACUUCUAGAGCUAGUAACAUGAAGAAAUCGUUCAUUUCUAAUAGUUUAGUUUGCUGUAUCACUUACUGUACAACAGACGUUCAUUAAGUUAAAAAAAAUAAUGAACAGUGAACUGACAAACCUCUAGUUUGAAAUGUUACAUUUUUCUAUUUAUCUUUUAAAACGAAAAAAAAACCAAAUCCUGCCGACAUGCACAUUAACGCCAGUUUGGGUUAAUUAUCAAGUAUAGUUAACAAACCACUCGCAUUGCUUCUGGGAAGUUCUACGGGGUAUAGGUGAUAGUGGACAGACUGACAGGUUCGUAAUGAAGUUCUGCUCGAAGUUACACUUGUUACCGUGCUGACAAAUCACAGACACUGUAACUAAAUAUUACCUCAUCGAACCACAAUAAAUGAUUUUACAAGUG